CCUACUGGUCCCAAUUAUUUGGCUUCCACAUUCUGUACGAGCUUCAGCUUCUGAAUGGUCUUCAUGGACAGCCCUAUGUGGACUGCAUUGACCCAUAAUUUAUUGGUUACAGGAACAUUGAUUACUGAAACCAGGUUAUCCUUGUCUAGAUGGUGACAUAGCUGGGCCAUCAGCCAAAGCUGAUAGCUGUUUGAGUCACUGAGACCACCUGAGCCUCAAAUGACAAAGAUGGGUCAAGGAGAAUCCCAAGCUAUGAACCUCUCCUUCAGGAUAAGUGCAGCCCCAUCUAGAAUAGAUUGAAUACACUUCAUCUAGUCAGAGAACCACCUCCAGCAACAUCUCCAUCUUGGCUGGGGGAAUUUAUACUAGAGAAUCUGUGAGGUUGAACAAUAUUUCUCAAGUGCCACCUUCUGGAGACAGCCCUCCAAGUAGGAGUGGAGCCACUGUAAUGUAGUACCCCCUGCUCCCAGCUCAGACAGAUACCCCAGAAUGAUGCCAUGAUCAAUGGUAUCAAAAGCUGCUGAAUGGUCCAGGAGUAUCAGCAGGGUCAUACUCCUCCAUCUCUCUGCCGGCUUAUUAGUCCUCCUAUAUCAUGUUUUCGUAGCUGAGGUGCUGACUUGCAUAUAAAGCUUGAAACCAAUCAGAAGAUAUUGAUAAAAACAUCAUCUAACUCUGAUUUUAAAAUGUUAUUAUUUAUGUAACUGAAACUAAGGGCUUCUUAUAUUGAUGAAGUGUUUAGCUGUAACAACUGAGUAGCACUUCUCAUAAAUUAUUUCUGCUUUGAUAGCUUUUUUCAUAAUCUGAAAGGUUUUUGCAUUUACUUGAAGGAUUCCCAUAUUUCCUUGAAAGAUUAGCAAGGUGUUGCUGAGCAAAAUGUAGUCUGUGUGAUCGUGAAAUACUAUGAUGGAAACCAACUCCUUUCUUAGCUUCCUAAUCUUCAAAAUCAUCCUUUUUUCUUUGUUUUGCUCAGAUUCACUUCACUGAUUGGGAGCUGUCAUGGUGAAGUUAUUUGGCAAGCUGUCCUUGGUUUGUUCAGAAAUGUUCUGCCAAUGAAGAUUUUUGGCUUUGUUAACCAAACAUAAUCACAUUUAUAACCAAAUUCCAGUUCCGCAUCUCAGUCUUCAGAAGCCAGCAGUGUAAAAUAGACAACCUUUUUGCUGGUUGAAUAAGAAUUCAGACUGAGAGCUGUGAAGUAUAGUGACUAUGAAAUGACUCUGAAAUUGGAGUCCUUUUUUAUUAUAUACUCAGCUGGCAAAAGCCAGGCAGUUCUGGUAGAAUGAUGGAGAGGAUUUUGACUCUCCCCCCACCCCAGAAAAAAACUGCACAAAUUCUGUCAACCUUCCUAGCUGACGUAUUAGCAGUUGACAAGGUGGUAAUAGAGAGGAUUAUGAUCCUGAACUUUUCCUUCUCUCUGUCCCACCCCCUUUUUUGAUCUCCUUGAAGCUGCUGUUGCAACGGGAAAGGAACAACUGAAUGUCGGAUUCUUUGUCUCAAGGCUAUAUCAAUUAUUACUACCAUGAAAAGGAUACAGGUAAACAGUGACUGAGCUGAUUCAGUUCUGUUUGCCUGGUACAGUUCUGGAUAAACGGCAAGCCUAGAGAUGAAUUGUAUCACCUGCAAUGUGAGGAGCAACCCUCAGCACUGGUGACAUGUGAUUGCUCUCAGUCCUGGUGUCUUGUCCCAUAAGGAGGAAGAGGAGUGUGCUGUAUUCUCCAGAGCCUUCCAUCCAUCUGGGAGAGGAUUACAGUACAGCACAGAGUGGUUAAAUUUAUGGUAGCAGAAUUAAAAGAUGUACAGGACAACUGCUUUUCUGGCUUUGCUGAGUCUGAGCUUGACCUUGGAACUAGGCAGCGCUCAAAAACGAUGGAGUGUGUUUCGAAGCGUUUUUAAAAAGAAGUAUGCAUUGCCAUUGGGAAAAGACUUUGGACAACCAUUGUUUCUAACACCUUACAUUGAAAGUGGCAGAGUUGAGGAAGGAAGGAUGUUAAGUCUGGUGGGCCCCCUCCCAGGAGCCAAUGUCAAGAGCUAUUCGGGUUAUCUUACAGUCAACAAGACUCACAACAGCAAUAUGUUCUUCUGGUUCUUUCCUGCUCACGUAAAUCCAGAGAAUGCUCCUGUUCUACUUUGGCUCCAAGGUGGACCUGGUGGAACAUCCAUGUUUGGCCUUUUUGUUGAACAUGGACCAUAUGUUGUCGAGAAGAAUCUCACAUUGUCUGAACGAAAAUUUCCUUGGACAUCUAAGUUUUCCAUGCUCUACAUUGACAACCCAGUUGGAACUGGCUUCAGUUUCACAUCUGACAAGGAAGGAUAUGCAGAGAAUGAAGAUGAUGUAGGAAGAGAUUUAUAUAGUGCCCUCACCCAGUUUUUCCAGCUCUUUCCUGAUUAUCAGAAAAACGAUUUCUAUGUAACAGGAGAAUCUUAUGCAGGAAAGUAUGUACCUGCUAUUGGGUACUAUAUUCAUACCCAUAAUCCCACUUCGAAGAUAAAGAUCAACUUCAAAGGAGUUGCCAUUGGAAAUGGUCUUUGUGACCCCGAAAUGAUGUUGGGUGGCUAUUCACAAUUCUUAUAUCAAAUUGGCCUGGUGGAUGAGAAGCAGAGGGAUUAUAUCCAGAAUCAGACUGAUCUGGGAGCAAUGUACAUUCAGCAGAAGAAAUGGAGAAAAGCCUUUGAAGUGUUCGAUCUUUUGUUAAAUGGUGAUGAAACUGAAGGACCCUCCUAUACUCAGAAUGUUACAGGAUGCAAUAACUACUACAAUUUCUUGCAGUGUCUGGAGCCUCUGGAUCAAGAAUAUUUUGUAGCACUGUUAGCAAUGCCAGAAGUAAGGAAAUCUAUCCAUGUUGGAAACCUGACCUUCCACGACGGUACUACAGUAGAGAAAUAUUUAAUUGAAGAUGUGAUGAAGUCAGUAAAGCCAUGGCUAGGCAUUCUAAUGGAUAACUACAGGGUUCUCUUAUACAAUGGGCAACUGGAUAUCAUUGUGGCAGCCGCACUGACAGAACGAUUUCUGCCUACUGUGCCAUGGGCCAAAGUAGAACAAUAUAAGAAUGCUGAGAGAGUUAUAUGGAAAUUAAAACCUGAAGAUCCUGAAGUAGCUGGCUAUGUACGCCAAGCAGGAGAAUUCUAUCAGGUCAUUGUUCGAGGUGGAGGACACAUCUUGCCUUAUGACCAGCCUGAAAGAACUUUGGACAUGAUCGACAGGUUUAUCUCAGGAAGAGGAUGGAAACCUAAUGGAUAUUGAAAAUAAAUUUGAACGCUGCAUCUCUUUAGAAUUCUCCACAAGAGAUUUUAGUGGCCAAUAAAGACUUUUACCAGGAGGACUGAUAAUAAGCACUGAUUAGUAUAGUAUUAAAAAUGGUUUUUUGUUCUACAUCUGUAUUUUAAACCUGUUGUAUGGAAAGAAAUCAAACCAUGUUCAGUUUCUUAAAGAAUAAAGUGAAGUGAUUAUUUCAAUA
Molecule: messenger RNA, 3452 nt
Organism: Varanus komodoensis (Komodo dragon)
Lineage: Eukaryota; Metazoa; Chordata; Lepidosauria; Squamata; Varanidae
Gene: CPVL
Product: carboxypeptidase vitellogenic like
Exons: 16
Coding region: 1790-3238 (482 amino acids)
Biological process (GO): proteolysis
Molecular function (GO): serine-type carboxypeptidase activity
Source: RefSeq, a predicted model, not a curated record